GUCAUCUACUCCAACAUCAAAGAAUGAACCUUUAUCUACAUCGAUGAUAUCCCUCAAGAAUACCAUCAAGAAAAUGGCAACACAACUAGUGUCACUGCCAGAAGUGGAGCGAUUGAGUCCGACUGUCAUUCGGAUCCUUGGUGGGAAUCCGGGAAAGUUUACAUUGCAAGGGACGAAUACAUAUCUCGUUGGAAAAGGAAGAAAUCGAUUGUUGAUUGAUACGGGCGACGGGAAGGAAAGUUGGAUUUCGAAUCUGAAAGAGACUCUGAAGGAAGAACAAGCUACGAUCACUUCUUGUAUUCUCACACAUUGGCAUCCUGAUCAUGUGGGAGGAGUCAGCCACUUAUUAGAAUACUCACCAAAAACCACCAUUUAUAAGAACAGUCCAGACAAAGGACAAACGGAUAUCAAGGAUGGCCAGAUAUUCGCAACAGAGGGUGCAACUCUCCGUGCAGUUCAUUCCCCAGGCCAUACACACGAUCACAUGGCACUGUUACUCGAAGAAGAGAAUGUCAUGUUCACUGGAGACAACGUGUUGGGGCAUGGAACUGCAGUGUUUGAGGACUUAGUGACUUACUUGAACAGUCUUCAAAGAAUGAAGGGACUCUUUAGUGGUAAAGCAUAUCCAGGACAUGGUGCAGUAUUAGAAGAUGGACCUAGUAGAAUUGGAGAGUACAUCCGGCACCGAAAAGAAAGAGAGUCCCAGGUUAUCCAAGUGCUGAAGUCCGCAAAGAACUCCGGAGUCACUGUUUCCAGUGAUGAGGAAGCGGAUGAGUGGACCUCGAUGGAGAUUGUGAAGAUAAUAUAUAAGAAUGUACCGGAAAACCUUCAUAUACCAGCGAAUGGUGGCAUUGUUCAGAUUCUGAAUAAGUUGCACUCGGAUGAGAGAGUGGUGAAAGAGCAAGAUAGAUGGAAGUUAAAGACACGAGCCGCUCUUUGAUAUGUAUUUGAUUCUUUUAUGAUGGAGAAUAGAUACCUUUUA
Molecule: messenger RNA, 982 nt
Organism: Botrytis cinerea B05.10
Lineage: Eukaryota; Fungi; Ascomycota; Leotiomycetes; Helotiales; Sclerotiniaceae
Exons: 4
Coding region: 44-940 (298 amino acids)
Biological process (GO): secondary metabolite biosynthetic process
Source: RefSeq, a predicted model, not a curated record